AUGGCUGCCAUAUAUCUGCUGAAAAUAUAAUAUUCAUAAUAUGAACAGUUCAGAACCUAGAUAAUUACUAUUGGUACGACAUAUGGAUUGUACAUUCACUAAUCCACCUUUGUACGAUUUGAGGUGACUUCGAUUUGGCACCGUACGCAUGCGCAGACGGUCCUGUGAAGUACUAUACAAUGAGACAACGAAAUCAUCUGUGAUGACUGAUGCACGUUGCACAUUAUACAGUGCAUAUGCAUUCCAGUGACUGUGGAGUGUUUGCAUCUAUGUCAACAUCGACAAAUCUCUCUGUCAUCAAUCCUGACAGCACAUGAAGCUCAUAGUUGGUCCUUCUUUUCCAGCGAACUGGAAAUAUAUUCGAUUCCAGUUGCAUCUGAACACCGCAGACUGCUGUCGCCAGCAAUUUGUUUUGCUUUUGUUUCCUUUCUGGCCGGACUGCAACAAUAAGUACACUAGUCAUGGAUAAAUCAGACCUCUCCCAACCUAACGACCCUGCCGUUGUCAGCGACCAUUCUCCACCACACCCUUCAAGUAUAAUCGAAGUGAAUGGGGACCUGUUCCCGAGAUUUCGCCUGACAACCUCCACAGAGGACCAUGUGAGAGGGCUGAAGGCCAUGUCUGUGCGGGAGGAUGACAUCUUCAUUGUGGCCUAUCCUAAAUCAGGCACACACUGGGUGUGGGAGAUCGUGCACAUGCUGGUGUCAGGGCGAGCGGAGUAUGAGGCGCGUACCAAGGAGCAUCUGAUGGUAGAGAUGAUGGAGCUAGACACGAUCACCUCCCAGCCCUCCCCUCGCUUCAUCAACAGCCACCUGCGCCUGCGCCACCUCCCGCGCGAGCUCGUCACCAAGCGGUCAAAGGUCAUCCACUUGACGAGGAACCCGAAGGAUAUCGUCGUGUCGCUCUAUUUCCACAUGACCCAGAUGAAGCAUUUCCCACAGGACCUCACCAUCACCACCUUCGUUGAAGACUGGCUGAAAGGCUGGGACUACCCAGGUACACACUUAGACUACUUCCAAUAUAUGACCGAGAUGGACCUCUGGCAGAGAGAGCAUCCCGAGGUUCCAGUCAUCAAUAUCAGCUUUGAAGAGUGUAAGAGGUCGCCUGUUGAGUCUGUGCGGAAGCUGGCGGACUUCCUAAAGGUGGAUGCCACAGACAAGCUUUGUGCGGACAUUGCUGAAGCCUGCAGCUUUGAGAACUUGAAGAAAGCUGAUGACAGCAAGGAUUUCCCCAAGACUGGUGCCUUUAAAGAUCUCAAGCUGAGCGUGUAUCGAAAAGGUGAAAUCGACGAUUGGAAGAAUUUUCUCACAGUGGCUGUGAACGAAAAGUUUGAUGCUCUUCUGAAAGAAAAAUUGAGUGGAAGACUGAGCAGAUUUAAUAUUUGAACAGACAAGUCCGUGUUACACCGUGCUGUUAUCAAGAUUUGAUUGGAACUGUAUCUGUGUGAUAACCAGUGUCUGGUUUUGCUUAACAACUGUAAACGGAAACUUCAAGUUUAUUUGGACAAACAAGUACUAAAAUAUUUAGACGUCUUGACAAAAAUAUUGCCCUACCUUUUUUUUUUAACCCUUGAUCACAGCAGCUUAAAGCUUAAUGUUUUGGUAGUGCAACUGUAACUAAAUGAUGAGCAGUGUCCACCUCAAAAUGAAAGUGUGUGAGCUGAGGGAGAUUUGUUUUUGUGGGAUACCGAACAUUCAUCUGCUGUUAGCACCUAUCCCUCGUGGCACACGCGCGCGCCACACACACAUAUAUUCUCUUUUUUCUGUACCUCUUUCUUUUUUGUAAGCGUGUGUACUUAUAGAAAUGUAAGCUGAAAUUUGUUAAAUGCUAAUUUUUUAUGAAUAAUUCACAAAGUC
Pomacea canaliculata is the source of this 1856-nucleotide messenger RNA. Its product is annotated as estrogen sulfotransferase-like. The transcript has 6 exons. Gene Ontology annotation, biological process: sulfation. The coding region runs from base 462 to 1385 and encodes 307 amino acids. The record is from RefSeq and is a predicted model, not a curated record. Gene Ontology annotation, molecular function: sulfotransferase activity. Gene Ontology annotation, cellular component: cytoplasm. Lineage: Eukaryota; Metazoa; Mollusca; Gastropoda; Architaenioglossa; Ampullariidae.